AUUUCUGUGAAGCUUGCUCUCAUCACUUAAUAUUCAAAUCUGAAUUGUCAACAUCUGAAAAUACCGUAGAGGGAAGAGUGAUAAAUACGAGAGAAGUGUGAUUAAUUAGCUCAAAUAGUUAAAGCAUAGGAUGGGAUUUUUGAAGAGACAUGAAUGUCAUGUGUGUGUACACAUGAGUUCAUGUGUGUAUGUAUGUAUCAAUGUAUGAAUGUGCUCACUUACCUGUGCACAUGUGGAGAUCAGAGGUUGAUAUUCCAUAUUGUCCACUAUCACUCACCACCACCUUCUUUUUGGGACAGGAUCUUCCACUGAGCUAGAACUGACUGUUUCCUUAUGUCGGCUGUCCAGCCACUUUCCUGUUCCAUCUCUUUUCCCCUCUCAUCCAGCCUAAUUGGUGUAACCCCCUCUGUCUACCUGCUUCAUUUGCAAUUUCUUUCCCCUUCUCACACAGUCUUCACACUUCUCUCCCUUUCCCACCUUUUUCCUUCCCUUCUUCCUUCCUUUCUUUAUUUCUUCCUUCUCUUUCUUUUGUUCUCUCUUUCUUUCAUUCUUUUUUUUUUCCUUUUACAGUCUUUCUACAUAGUCCAGGCUGACUUUGAACUUGGGAUCCACCUGCUCAGCCCUGUGAACACUGGGAUUACAAAUGUGUAAUUUUUAACAUUCUGUCUUCUUAAUACUUCAUCACCCUCUGUGGCUCACAUACCUCGACCUUCAAACUUCUUACCGUCUUUUUCCGUCUACAGCAUUUUCAUACUCAGUCCAGUGCAAACAAACAGAAAUAUUUUUAUCUUCAACUUUUAAACAAGUUACUAUUCAAUAAAUGGUUUCCAUUAUUACUCAUCUUAAAUUUAUAAUAAUCGGGCCAACAACAUUCAGCUUGAAACACAUAUGAAUCCACAAUCUGUGGGGCUUGGUGGUCUUUUAUAUGUUCUGGAUGCUCUAACUCUGUUUUUACACUGCAUUUAAUGUGUUUGCUUUAGCCAGCCGUUACCCAUGUGAGAAAUCUUUGAUAGAAGGAUGAGAGUACAAUAAAUCAUAUUUGUGUAAAUACAGGAAGGCCUGACAUCAUACCUUUCAAUAUAUGAUGGGACAGUAUCUCCCUUAGAGGAUGCACCCCACACCCCACCACUGAAUUUGUCAGCACCUUGAUACUGAGCCAGAUUUGUUACAAAAACUUUUUUUUAAUUAUGUAUGAAUUAUCUGGUCUCAGGUAUUUGGUUGUGCAACACACACACACACACACACACACACACACAAACAUGCUGAUUCAGGAGGAACUGCUAGAAACAGUCUAAGUCAGUUUUCUCAUUUCUUAUCUUAACAAGUAUAGGCACACAUAGCUAGUUGCCUUGCAAAGUUGCACAGUGGUUAGUAACAGCACUGUAAGCUGGGAUUGCCAAUAGCGCCUAGUGUGUUGUAAAAUACAAAAUCAAGUCCACAAAUUGUGAGGAGAAUGUACGGCUGACAACUGGAGAGAACUUCCAGAGUUAAUCGGACCCUAGCCAGCUAUGUGACCUCUAAAGAAAUCACUUCACCUAGAUAGGUUGAAUAAAAUCGAAGAACCAAAUUGAUUGGAUGACCUCAGGGGUCUGCUGCGGGGUCGGUCGGACAUCCAGUGAAUGAUGCACACUCUGCCUUGGAGACAGGAAGUGUCUCCCUCGCUUCCCCAAAGGUACAGGUGAGUAAACAGCCUGUGGUGCAUGCUGGGUAAGAAGCGGUCCAGUUCUGAUUAUGCUUUAGUGUGAGAGGUCCCUCAGUGCUCCUGGGAAGGCUCAUCGUCUUCAUCUUGCAAUUCUGAAAGACUUGUAAGCAGAUACACAGGAGGUCUGAAAAUAGGCAGAUAUUGUAAUUACUGUUCAGGGACCGCCCAGCCAGAAAACACAUGCGAUUUCCCCUCAGCCAGACCAACUUGGCAUUCUGAAUACAGGCUCACAGGGGAGGGGCCCAGCCUCUCCAUGCAGGAACUGGAGUCAGAGGCUUCCCCUGCAGCCGGCAGGGAGAGACCGUUAAGAAUGCCUCUCAUUGCCUGGUUUCCUGAGGUAUCUGACCGUAGACAGGCAGCCUGGAGCAGCAAAUCUGAGCACAUCUCCUCGGCAGCUCUGCAGGAAUCAGGAUGCAGGCCAAAUACAGCAGCACAAGGGACAUGCUCCAUGAAGAUGACACCACCAUAAGCCUGUAUUCUGGAGCCUCCACUGCCACCAGACGUGCAGAGCCCAGGGACUCAGAGAAUGGGACACCGUCUUCAGUCUGGCGCCCAGUGGCCCUGACGCUCCUGACCUUGUGUUUGGUGCUGCUCAUCGGCCUGGCGGCCCUGGGCCUAGUGUUUUUUCAGUUCUACCAGCUCUCCAAUAACCAGCAAGACAGCAUCACUGAAAAGGAUGAAAGGCUGGCGAACAUCUCCCGACAACUGCAGUCUCUCCAGGGCCAGAACAGGAAGCUUAUUGAAACUCUUCAGCAGGUAGCUGUAAAACUGUGUCGUGAGCUUUACAACAAAAGCGGAGGACACAGAUGCAGUCCUUGCCCAGAAAAAUGGAAGUGGCAUGGGGACAAAUGCUACCAGUUCUAUAGAGAGAGUAAAAACUGGCAGGGCUGUGAAUAUUUCUGCCUGGCUGACAACGCCACCAUGCUGAAGAUAAGCACUCAGGAAGAGCUGGAUUUUGCCAUGCCUCAGAGCUACUCUGAGUUUUUCUACUCUUAUUGGACAGGGCUCUCCCGCAACGGCAGUGGCAAAGCCUGGCUGUGGACCGAUGGGACACCUUACUCCUUUGAACUGUUUGAGAUUAUAAUUGAUCCCACCAACCUAAGAAACAGGGACUGUAUGACCAUCUUCAAUGGAAAGGCUUACUCAAAGGACUGCAAAGAGCUGAGGAGGUGUGCCUGUGAGAGGAACGCAGGGAGAGUGGUACCCGAGGUGCUCCAGUAGGUGACAGGAAGCAUUGGGUGGAGUGGACCAACAGGUCAGAGUCAGCUACCAGGAAAAGCACUGUGUCAAGUGAGGCCAAUGCAAAGCACAUUCAAAGCUUUGGGAAACAGAAGGGCAGCUGCUGGAACUGGUACUUGAGAGGUUUUCCCAAUCCUGGUUCAGCUCUUUAGUUCUUGCACACAUUUCCCUGUCACAAAGAUUCUUACUCAUGAACCACCACCUAGCCCCAGGAAGCCAUACAGUUGUCCUCCUUAAUUUAAAGAAGCUUUAUCCCUUCUCAGUGUCUGUUAUCAGCCUCUGUUUCAUGUCUCCGUUACACUUGAAAAAGUGAGAAACAUGAGAAAAGAAAGGAGUUGAUACAAAGCAACUCACCGGUGCUUUAUGAGUCUCAGAACUUGGAAAGCGGAGGCAAGACAUGAGAAGUUCAAGGCAGCCUCCGUUACAUCCUGGGCUACGUGAGAACAUCUCCUCAAGUGACAGAAGGAAGGAACAAAAGAACAAGAGAGAAAAAAAGAAAGGAAGAAAACAGAAAUGUGAAAAGCAAGGCAAAAGAAAGAACAGAAGAAAAGAAAAUGGCUUCCUUUUGUCCUAACAGGCAAUUCAAGAGAAACUGGCAGAUGUCUCCACUCCUGUGGGCUAUACACACAGCCACUCCUUAUUUCAGUUCACACUUUGCCUUUCCUAGGCUCUCAGAGCUGACUUCACCUGCUACACCCGUGGACAGCCUUCCAACUCAGAUGGUUCUCAAUAUGUCAAUCUUCACUCCUUCAUUUCUCUUUCCCAAAUUAUGUCUCCUAGGAAAGAGACUAUCUCAACUCUGAUCUAAGUUAGAAUUAAUGUCCCUAUACCCCAACACAGAGACUGAAGCACGGGGGAAAAAUAACAAAACAAACAAACAAACAACAAAACCCAAACAGUCUUUUUAUAUGCACAGAUGACAGUUUGACUUUUUUCCUCCAUCAUGUUUGAACCUUGUUAAUACCUUUCAGGUACUGAAUAUUUAAUAAUCAUAAGUGGAAAUAAUGUGAAAUGGGUGGUUUUUUUAGAAUGAAUUUUUCAUUUGGGGGGAAAUCAGAAAAGGAAUGCUUUUCACACUAUGGUAACAAUUGCUCUUUGAACACUUGCUCAUUGACAAUUGGUGGGGUCACCAUAAAGAUACUGCCUAUGAGAUUAUUUGGGGAUGAGAAAGUGUAAAAAGAAUUAUUGUUUUUCAAGAAGAUGGCUUUAUAAGUGAAAUAUCUGAGGAAAAAUCACGACAUUGAGGGGGAUAUGUUGGCUAACCGAGGUGUGGUAGACCUCAUGAUUUCUAAACAGGCGUGAGAAGAGAAAUAGAAGAAGUGACAUUCACACAGCCGGACCCUUGACUAGACAUAAGUCUCUCUGCAUGAUGCCAUUCAAGGCUACAAGAGCAUGGUGAUAGCACCUUGUCAACUGGCUUCAUUGGUGAGAGAUGAGCCAACAGUAGAGGGCUGGCCCCACCAGGAUCAGAUUUCACACUUUUAGUCUUCCACAGCAAAAACUGGGAGACAGACAUCUUGUGGUGAGAUUACAAUUAGGUUAACCCUUUGUGAUGACAAACAAUCCCGUAUUUAUUUAUUUUCAUAAGAAUUUGAUGACUGUCACUUAUCUAAAGGUCACUGGCAGGCAACUUGAGUUUUCCUUUUGAUUUCCUUCUAACUAGCCGGAGCAUUUCUUCAAUGGCAAAUGAAUCCUGUGCAGGUUUAGUUUGUCAAGCAAACAGAAGAGCAUUUGUGGUUUUAAAGUUUGAGGGGUUUAGGUCUCUUGUUUUGAUUUCUUUACUGAGCGAAAUCACUUCGCUUCAGGUAGCUUAUUAAAAAGUGGAAAUAUUUAUAAUUUCCUGAUGCUGUUACUCAAAGUGAAGUGUGAAGUUAGUCUCAUAAUGCUAAUUAUAAUAGAAAAUGUAUUGGAAAUAAAAAAAUAUUUAAAAGGG
Messenger RNA from Meriones unguiculatus (Mongolian gerbil), 4874 nucleotides. RefSeq names its product C-type lectin domain family 1 member A (gene Clec1a). The coding region runs from base 2114 to 2923 and encodes 269 amino acids. The record is from RefSeq and is a predicted model, not a curated record. The transcript is spliced from 6 exons. NCBI's taxonomy places the organism in Eukaryota, Metazoa, Chordata, Mammalia, Rodentia, Muridae.